Saprolegnia diclina VS20 is the source of this 326-nucleotide messenger RNA. RefSeq lists its product as hypothetical. The annotation marks the transcript as partial. The transcript has a single exon. The record is from RefSeq and is a predicted model, not a curated record. NCBI's taxonomy places the organism in Eukaryota, Oomycota, Saprolegniomycetes, Saprolegniales, Saprolegniaceae.
UUGCAGCUCGAAGUGUACGCAGCGACGAUCUCGGUGGGUGACCGCUGGCUCUACAACCGGCUGCCCGACCUCAUCGUCGCCAAGGUCGCAACGUACCUCGGUCCCGUCGACCAAAUGCGGCAUCUGAUCACGCACGUGCUCGACCCGGUCAACGACAUGGCGCCGGGCGUCGUCACGCUACUCGAACAAGGCCACGCGGAUGCGGCCGAGUGCUUCAUUCCUGGGAUAGUACAACACCUUGGCAGAGGCGAAAUCACCUCGGUCGACGCCGUGUACAGUGCCUUGGUGCUGGCUGCCAUGCAAGACAACGACAACGAGUUGUGGCG